Molecule: messenger RNA, 2465 nt
Organism: Acanthochromis polyacanthus (spiny chromis)
Lineage: Eukaryota; Metazoa; Chordata; Actinopteri; Pomacentridae
Gene: prkag3a
Product: protein kinase, AMP-activated, gamma 3a non-catalytic subunit
Exons: 12
Coding region: 944-1954 (336 amino acids)
Source: RefSeq, a predicted model, not a curated record
AAAGAGAUUAGUUUGGGUUCAGAAACACCAGGAAUGGACUUUAGACCAGUGGAAAUCUCUGCUUUGGUCUGAUGAGAUCUUUGGUUUCAGAAAAGGUGAACGGAUGGUCUCAUGCAUGGUUCCCAUCGUGAAGCAUGGAGGAGGAGGUGUGAUGGUGUGGGGGUGCUUUGCUGGUGACACUGUUGGGGAUUUUUUCCAAACUGAAGGAACUGAACCAGCAUGGCUACCACAGAAUCCUGCAGCGACAUGCCAUACCAUCCAGUUUGCGUUUAGUUGGACCGUCAUUUAUUUUCCGUCUGGACGAUGACCCCAAACACACCUCCAGGCUGUGGAAGGACUAUCUGACCAAGAAGGAGAUGAUGGAGUGCUGCUUCAGAUGAUCUAAACCCAAUGCAGAUGGUUUGGGAUGAGAUGGACCACAGAGUGAAGACAAAAUGACCAAUAAGCCUCGAAGGGAACUCCUUCAAGACUGUUGGAGAACCAUUUCAGGUUCUACCUCAUGAAGCUCAUGGAGAGAACCUAAAUUCUAAAACAUGUUUUGACUUAUUUCACACUUUCUUGUUUUCGACACAAUUCCAUAUGCGUUCACUCAUAGUUUUGAUGCCUUCAGAGAGAGUACACGGUAAAUAGUCAUGAAAAACCAUUACAUGACAAUGUGUGCUCAAACUUUUGACUGGUAGUGUGUGUAAUACAUUCCCUUCAGCAGCAUUAAAAGCAGAAUGCUGAUGUGGGUUUUACAGAGAGGAGAGCAGAUGUCUGGUUUUAGCCGAAUAUGCAGCGUCCCUCCCCCUCCUUGAACCUCUCCCAGCUUCUCUUACCCCUCCCCUGAGCUCAUACCACUCCAGAGCUCCUAAUAUAGACCCGACCGCUUUGUAGAAAAGGGGUAACAAACCAACUGUCUGCUUCGUGGAAACCAGCCUUUUCAUGGACGCACAACAGAAUAAUGGAGUCUCGAUCGCAGGUGUCAUUCCUGGACAAGAAGCAGGAACUACAGAAACAAGAGGCUGAUGCCACCGUCUACAUGAACUUCAUGAAAAGCCACCGCUGCUACGAUGCCAUUCCAACCAGCUGUAAACUGGUCAUAUUUGAUACCACACUGCAAGUGAAGAAGGCCUUUUUUGCACUGGUGGCAAAUGGCUUGAGGGCUGCACCUCUGUGGGACAGCAAGCUGCAGAGGUUUGUGGGUAUGCUGACCAUCACAGAUUUCAUCAACAUCCUCCAUUGCUAUUACAAAUCCCCCCUGGUUCAGAUGUACGAGCUGGAGAGCCACAAGAUCGAAACGUGGAGAGGUGAUUCAGUUAAAAACGUCUACUUACAGUAUUCCAAUCACUUCCUCAUCAGCAUUUCUCCAGAGGCCAGCCUCUUUGAUGCCAUCUAUUCCUUACUGCGAUAUAAAAUCCACAGGCUGCCCGUCAUCGACCCCGAGUCUGGAAACGUCCUGCACAUUUUGACACACAAAAGAAUCCUCAAGUUCCUCCAUAUAUUUGGGACAAAGGUUCACAAGCCUGCGUUCCUCCAGAAGCAGAUCCAGGAGCUGAGGAUAGGAACGUUCAGGAACAUCGCCACCGUGCAGCAAACAGCAUUGCUUUAUGAUGCCCUCUCCAUAUUUGUGGAGAGGCGGGUGUCUGCGCUGCCGGUGGUGGACGAACAAGGAAAAGUGGUGGCCCUCUACUCGAGAUUUGACGUCAUUAAUCUAGCAGCUCAGAAGACCUACAACAACCUGGACAUGAGCAUGCAGGAGGCCGUCCGCAGGCGCAUGUGUUACGUCGAGGGAGUGAUCAAAUGCUAUCCUGAUGAAACUUUGGAGACCAUCAUAUGUCGCAUAGUCACAGCUGAGGUCCAUCGGCUGGUCCUGGUGGACAGAUCUGACGUGGUGAAGGGCAUCAUUUCUCUGUCUGACCUGCUGCAGGCCAUGGUCUUAACCCCUGCAGGUAUUGAUGCAUUAUUAUCCUAGCAGCAGGGGGCAGAGCGUCCCCUCCUUUACCUUCUGUGUAGUCCUGGCAGUGUUCCUACUUAAGUCGGCUCUGGAGCCUCGUUCCCACUCCAGCCAAGCCCCAGAACCUGCAUCCUCCCUGUUCCCACAGGCUUGUUGUUGAAAACCGUCCCCUUGCUUUCAAUCUUGCACUCGAAAACAUGCAGGUACUCCCACACAGCUGCUCUACGAGGCUUAGUUUCGUUCUCUAAACACGCCCGUGACAGCUGCAGAGGAGAAUGACAGCACAAUUCAUUUGCAUCUUUCAGAAACUGACUGCAAUGAGAGAACUUAAGAGGAAGAGAAAUGCCCUGGCUGUGCUGCUGUUUACAUUAAAACGUCUUCAAGUUUUGUUACUGGACAGUGAGCUGACCUUGAUGCCAUGAUGUGUCUAUCGGUCCACUGCAUUGGCUGCAUUUGAUCAAAUUGAUCAAUGUGUGUUUAUUCAACAUACUGUAUUUCUGUAAUAAAUUUGUAUCAAAUCUUGCCAAUA